CUCCUUCCCCCCUCUUUACACAACUUUAUUCGCCUUAAUAAGUAAGGUGCACCUAGGCAUAACAGUGGUUCAAUACGGGACUGGAAUAGCUCUGCUUGUGGACUGGAUUUAUUGCUCUGUGUUCUGUGCUGUGGCGGGUACAGGGACUAACCAAGAGAGUUAGAAUUGAUGCUACACUCUAACAAGGUCGGGCUACAAAGGUCAAUCAUGACGUCACUAAGUGACCCUGCACGUGAGUGGUCAGCGACAUGUCGGCGGUUGACCCCCACUCGUCACGACCCCCAAACCCCAGUCAACCCCCAUAUUAUGUGAACUCUAGCCUUCUCAGUCCCACAACAUACACCCCUACUAGCUCUACCAACUCCAACAACCUCACUACAUACACCCCUACCCACUCUACCAGCACCCCCACCCCUACAACAUACACCUCCACCACUCCCUCCUCUGCAGCAUACAACCCCACACACACCACCAGCGCCCCCACCCCUACAUCACACACCUCCUCUAACACCACCUACUCCCUCAGCCCCGCCUCCUAUUCUAAGACAUACUCCACCACCCCAUACCUCUACCCUCCCCCUCACGCUCCUUACUCCAGGGGUCGUCGGGAGGACAGUACAACCGAUGACGAAGACGACGGUGAAGAGGAUUACUCCUCCUCCCUCGUAACUCCCCCUAUGUCCUCCCCUCUCAUCAAACAUCGAGAGGCCGAUGAGAAAAGAGUAAGACGGAGAAUGGACAGAGGAGAGGAAACGAUGAAAGAGGGGGAAAGCGAGGAGAGGACGGGAUUUGAAGAUAAAGAAGGUUUACUCUCAAUCCCAGUGAGAGAUGGGGGUGGGGAGGGUAGGCCCAGCAUGGACCCCCCGAGCUACCAAACAAUCAUGGACGCCCAAAGUAACACGUGCCCGCUCACCGACUCGGCCGUGCACAGCGCGCACAGCGAGGGAGCGGCAACAAUCACCGCCACCCUUGCCUCGCCAAGAUUACAACGGUCCGACUCAGUCAAAUUCUGCCGUGCGUCAAACGGCAAUGCUCAGCGUAGCGGGCACGGCAACUCAUUCGCCGGUAUGGCUGGAUCGAAUCCAGCGGCCGGCGUCACCCGGCCAGCUCGCCGCGUACCCAGCCUCAAGCUCAAGCGGCUUCACGUGCAGGCUUCCAGAGGAGGCAUCGGGGGCGGAGGUGGGGGAGAGAGACAGCUACUGACUGACACAGGUGAUGGGCCCGUCAGCACAGGUAACCUCGUCCCGCCCCCCACCCUACUGCACAGCGGUCACGUGAAUCCCUCCAUCACUAUCACUCUCGAUUCCGACUCGGAUUCCGUGUACAGCGAUUACCUCAGCCCGGAAAUCAACUACAAGAACCACGAGAACAAGGUGCAGUUCCUAGGGGACGAGACCAGCCUCUAUGGGACUCCGAAAGAAGAACUGCCGGCGGAGAAAGACACGGCGUCUAUUGACGCUCUAACCAAAAACACCAGUGCGAAAUCGUAUCUGAAAGAACAAAUCAUGAAUUUCUUUCAGCCUUCCGAUAACAAGCUUGCCAUGAAGCUGUUCGGGAACAAAACCGCCCUGAUCAAGGAGAAGAUGCGACACAAGCGGGUGGGGAACUGGGUCAUUCACCCGUGCAGCAACUUCAGGUUCUACUGGGACCUGUUUAUGCUGGUACUGCUGAUAGCCAACCUCAUCGUGUUGCCAGUGGCCAUCUCGUUCUUCAAGGACGACCUGACCCCACAGUGGAUCGUCUUCAACUGUAUCUCAGACACUGUCUUCUUCCUCGAUAUCAUCAUCAACUUCAGAACAGGGAUAAUCUUGAACGACUAUGCCGAUGAAAUUAUCCUGGAUCCAAAAAGGAUAGCCAAGCACUACCUGAAGACCUGGUUCUUCCUGGAUCUCAUCAGCUCCAUCCCCAUGGAUUACAUCUUCCUGAUGUGGGACUCGGAAGCGGACUUUACCAACCUUUUCCAUGCAGGUAUACGACAAGACUCCAGCAGCUAUUGGCAAGGGCGUGCCCUGAGAAUCUUACGUCUGGCCAAGCUGCUGAGUUUGUUACGUCUGCUGAGGUUGUCCAGGCUGGUCAGAUACGUGCAGCAGUGGGAAGAGUUUCUAGCUCUAGCAGGCAAGUUUAUGAGAAUCUUCAACCAUAUAUGCCUCAUGUUGCUCAUCGGUCACUGGAACGGUUGCCUCCAGUUUCUUGUGCCUCUCAUCCAAGACUUUCCCACCGAUUGCUGGGUCUCGACUGAAGGGUUGAAGAAGGCCCACUGGGCUGAGCAGUACACGUUCGCGCUGUUCAAGGCCCUGUCCCACAUGCUGUGUAUCGGCUACGGUCGGUUCCCGCCCCAGAACAUGACGGACACCUGGCUGACCAUCCUGAGCAUGCUGAGUGGCGCCACCUGCUACGCCCUCUUCCUGGCCCACACCACGGCCCUCAUCCACUCCUUCGACACGUCCAGGCGCCAGUACAAUGAGAAGUUCAAACAAGUGGAGGAGUACAUGGUGUACCGGAAACUGCCGAGAAGUCUCCGGCAAAGAAUCACCGAUUACUACGAGCAUCGAUACCAGGGAAAGAUGUUUGACGAGGAGACGAUUCUCUCCGAGCUGAACGAAUGCCUAAAACAUGAAGUGGUCAACCACAACUGUCGGGCUUUGGUCGCCUCCGUACCUUUCUUCACUAAUGCCGACCCGGCUUUUGUGUCGGAAGUCGUCAGCAAGCUCAAGUUUGAGGUGUAUCAACCCGCGGAUUACAUCAUCAGAGAGGGCACCAUGGGCACCAAGAUGUAUUUCAUCCAGGAGGGUGUGGUGGACAUUAUAACAGCGGACGGGGAGGUGGCGACUAGCCUGUCGGACGGGUCGUACUUUGGGGAGAUCUGUCUGCUGACCAACGCCCGCCGUGUGGCCAGUGUCCGGGCUGAGACGUACGCCUGUCUCUACUCGCUGGCCGUGGAACACUUCAACGGUGUCCUUGACCGCUACCCCGUCAUGCGCAGGACGAUGGAGAGCGUGGCGGCCGAGAGACUGACCAAGAUCGGCAAGAACCCCAGCAUCGUGAGCAGCCGAGCGGACCUCGAGGAAGACCAGAAGUUGGUCAACGAGAUCGUCAUGGAGUCCACGCCUAUCCCCACCAGCGCCAGCGAGGAUGAAGAUCAGAACUCUGACGAUAGUUCAGACGGUAGCAAACACAAAAAGAAAUCCUCAUUCAAGUUUGAUUUUUCUUCAAAACUUCAUAAAAUUUCGGAAGAGCGUAAAAACAAAGCCAAGGAGCAAUCAGCGCAGAAAGAAAAAGACUUGUUGGACUUUGAGGAGAGCAAACCACACAGCGGACACACAUGGACUAAACUACCUAAAGUUUAUUCCGGGUCUAAUUUGUUCGGGCUCAAAGUCCCGUCGUUACCGGAGAGGAAGAGAUCGGGGAGUGUGGGUGACGCCUUUGGUUUGGCCAGCACACGGCUGACGCAAAGUCUGGACGAAACGGAAGAAGAAGGUCUGCAUGAACUAGCAGACGAGAAACGACGCGGGAGUUUCUUAGGGGGUCGUCUGAAAGGAUUCGAACUCAAAGAUCUAAAACCCAAACACAAAUCACCGCUGUUGGGUGACCGGAAGACCCCCCACUCGGCCGAGAGUGGUUUUCUGGGCGCCUCAGCAGAAGAGAGCGCCAGUUUACUAACACCGUGCGAGCCGAAAGACAUUAAAGAUUCUGUAGUGAGCGUGGGAGAAGGUAGGACUACGUCUGAAGCCACGCCGAAAAGUCCGUUAAAAAAAGCUGGCGCAGGCUCGGAUAGUUCGUUCUGCGGACUGAAAUCCCUCAAGUCGUCCCUCAAAUCCACCACGAGUUUACCCAUCACCGGCGAGCCGGCUUUGAUUGCUGGGGUCGAGUGCUCGGAAGUGGGCGGUGCCGCUCGCAAGGUGGAAUCAUCUGGAGAAGCAGGCGAGGGCAAGCCCAAAGACAGCAAGCCAAAGGAACAAAAAGUUGUAUUUUUCACCGACCCUAUCGUACACGCCUACAGUAAAAGCUCUAGUAGUUGACACAGAAACAGACUGACGCGGACCUUUCCAGAACUUAGAUUUACAGCGUUUACACAGGUAUAAAGCAGCCACGUCUUGCAAUAUCGGCCUUACAGGUGAUGUGCCAAUCGAAUCCAAGACAUCCUGGCAGUAAAGACGAGUUAGGAAUUCAGUUGGUUAAUGUUUCGGAUUUUGUUAAGGAUAAACAAACUUGGGGAGUGGUUCCUCAAAGUGUCCAUGUUCCCAAUUCGAUCUUUUGAAGUGCAAUGUGGGAAACCAAAGGUUUCGUUUGUUACAGGAAAAUGAUUCAAAAUAGCAAGAGUAUUUGUCGUGAAAAUCAAAUUCCCGAAAUGUGCAAUACUUCAAAAAAAAAAAAUUCUAUCUUACACAAUGUGGAAUAUGGAAACGGAAAAAAAUAAAAUUCUAAAAUUGUGCAAUAUUUUAAAUUAGCAAAUUUUAUUCAUAAACUGUGCAAUAUUUUCAAUUGGCAAAUUGUAUUCCUAAACUGUGCAAUAUUUUCAAUUGGCAAUUUUUAUUCCUAAACUGUGCAAUAAUUAGAAGACUAGAUAAAUCUUAUUCUCAAACUGUACAAUUAGAAGAUUAGAAAAAAAAACUGUGUGUCUAGAAAAAGAGAACUUUCUUUGUUAAAACUGUAGACGAAAAAAAACCUUAGAAUGUGUAGCGUUGCCAUGACACCGAUGUUGCUUGUUCAGUCCUCAACCACCUCCUAGUGUACAGCCUAUUAAUUCCUAGCACAGGUCAAUGUCAAGGUCACCUAUGCAUCUGUGAUGCGGCACUGCCAUCAGAGGCCUAUCCUAAUGUAUCGAUCCUCAAGCAAAUUAUUUUUUUUAGAAAUUCCAAACUUUUUCUCCAAACUCCAAUCUGCCUUGUUGAAUUUUUGUCAAUUUUUCAGAAUUAAAAUUUAAUUUUUGCCACUAACUCUCAAAUUGAAAUCAAAUUAUGAAAAAAAAACGUUUUUGAGAUUUUUCGAUAUUCAUUUAAAACAAUCUUAUUACCUUUAAAAUGCUUAUAUAAGUAGAUGACUGAAUUCUAGGUAUAUUUAAGCAGGUAAAUCCCAUACAUUGGAUCUACGGGUGAUACAGUUUGGUAAGUCUCAGAUGGGCGCCGGCAUACAUGUUCAUUAUUGUAUGACUCAGUUGAUUUCAUUACAUGAAUUGACAUUUCUACACCCUGUACUGUUCAUUUCUCACGCAUUCAUUCUUUUAUUUUGUUACCAAUGAUAGACAUAGUGGUUAACUUUUCACAUGAAAACUUUGUACGGUAAACUCUCGAAAAAUUGGCACCUAUCUUGCAACAGUCAAUUUUAAGAAUAAACUGUUAUUAUUUUAUAAAUGAUGUCCAUGAUAGACACUUUAUAUAUAUAUAUAU
Molecule: messenger RNA, 5387 nt
Organism: Physella acuta
Lineage: Eukaryota; Metazoa; Mollusca; Gastropoda; Physidae
Product: potassium/sodium hyperpolarization-activated cyclic nucleotide-gated channel 4
Biological process (GO): potassium ion transmembrane transport; regulation of membrane depolarization; sodium ion transmembrane transport
Cellular component (GO): HCN channel complex; membrane
Molecular function (GO): voltage-gated potassium channel activity
Source: RefSeq, a predicted model, not a curated record